AUGGGAGUAGGUUCUGGCAUAGCCAUGCUGUUCCGUGUUCCAGAGCCGUGGUACAGUGGCAAGGCAGGGCCAGGGGAAGCGGCUUUGCCGCCAGGGCCGGGCCCCUGUUUGCCCGGUGCCCUGUGCCCGGUCCUUAGCCUGAAGGUGGUGGGCUUCAGCCAGAAGCCCCUGGCGGAAGCGGUGCCCGCGUGCGGUUCAGAGUGGCGGCGGGCACGCAGCACUGCUUGGCUGCUCAGGGCAGGCUCCGCCCCCAGGGGCGCGGGUUUAAAAGGAGCGAAGGCAGUCCGGGAGCCGAGCGGCUGGGAAGCGCGCCAAAACAGAGCCGCUGCCCUGGCACAGCCAUGGCCCGGCGGGUGGGGGGCGCUCAGCUGCUCAGCAGCCUACUGCUCUUCGCCCUGCUCGCUGCAGACGUCGCCCCGCUCAGCUGGGAUCUCCUGGAGCCCCGCAACUGAGCCGGCAAGAUCCGAGUCCACCCGCGGGGCAACCUCUGGGCCACCGGAAAAGCUGAGGGAGCAGGCUUUGCCACCACCCAGACACCUUUGUGGCUCCUUGGUGAGGUGGAAGGACCAAGAACAGGAAGGUCACUUCAUGGGCAAGAAGAGUCUGGAGCCUCCCAGCCCAUCCCCAUUGGGGACAGCUCCCCACACCUACCUGAGGGACCACAGACUGCAGCUGAGUCAUGAUCUGCUCAGGAUCCUCCUGCUAAAGAAGGCUCUGGGCGUGAGCCUCAGCCACCUCGCACCCCACAUCCAGGAGGCUGCUGGUACAAAUACUGCAGAAAUGAUACCAAUAAUGGGACAGACACAACAGCGUGGCUUAGAUUGUGCCCACCCAGGGAAGGUGCUGAAUGGGACCCUGGUGAUGGCCCCAUGUGGAUGUAAAUCCUGAGCCCAAUAUCUGUUACUCCGUUACUGUGAUUUCUGGUUGGGUCACCAGAAAUAUCGCUGAUACAGACACAGAUUAUGUUCCUGCUGUAUUUCCUGCUUCCAUGUUGAAUUUGUGAAUAAAACCUUGCUCUUUACAUA
Piliocolobus tephrosceles (Ugandan red Colobus) is the source of this 1025-nucleotide messenger RNA. RefSeq names its product neuromedin B (gene NMB). The coding region runs from base 1 to 888 and encodes 295 amino acids. The transcript has 6 exons. The record is from RefSeq and is a predicted model, not a curated record. Lineage: Eukaryota; Metazoa; Chordata; Mammalia; Primates; Cercopithecidae.